This is a messenger RNA of Porites lobata, 2609 nucleotides long. NCBI's taxonomy places the organism in Eukaryota, Metazoa, Cnidaria, Anthozoa, Scleractinia, Poritidae. The record is from the annotation of a GenBank genome assembly.
AUGAAAAACGAUGAAAACGAAGCUGCUUACCAAAUUCUGAGGAUGACACAGUUGGUGGUCAGGGCCACCGAGGAGAAAAAUCUACUUCCACUAAUGCUGUUGCACUAGUAGACGCAUAAACUGGUAAAAAAUAAGGGCCAGAUAACAAACUAUAACGAAAUUUACAUACAGCACGUAACAAAGGAGCGUAAUUAACAAAAUACCGGAGAGCGAAAAGAAAAAGAAUACACGAUAACAAGUAAGUGAGAAAACGAAAAACAAAAGGAAAAAAUUUGCCCCAACAUCCUGGGGGGUUUGACUGAAUUUAACUGAUUCAGCAAAAUAAAUACGAGGAAAAUUUAAAACCAAGAGUCCGCCAAUUAGAACCUGGUCAUUUGAAUCAGUCUCUAAAACUCUCAAGUUUCGAUAAACACAGUUUUAGACAGCUUCCUCCAGCAAACAUAGCUUAGAAAUUGGUCUAGUUAGAGUAGAGUUCUUCGUCUUAAUUUCUGCCACACGGACUUUACCGUCUCGUCCUGGAAAAGUCUUGAUAACGCGGUCAAAGAGCCAACAUUCUCGCGGGGAGUUGUUAUCCACAACAAGAACUACAUCUCCGAUCUUUAAGUUGUCUUUCUCGCGUAUCCACUUCUGGCGUUGUUGCAGAGUUGGGAUGUACUCUCGUAUCCAUCUUUUCCUAAAACAAUCAGCCAGAAAUUGCGCUCUUCUCCAUUGCUUCCUUCUGUAAAGAUCCUCGCGGUAAGUCCUCGUGACAUUAUACAUGUAGCCACUUUAAGUUGAUCCUUAAAUAUUUAUUCCUCAGAACUUUUAUUAAGAAUCCUAGUGGCAGGAGAAAGGUGUAACAUUACCGGAGAAUAUUUUGAAUGAGGCUCCACGUGUGAAUAAGAAAUAUUCAUAAGCUACCGAAAGUUAGUCGGAGAAUUCUGCAUAGUAAAUGGAGAAUUCUCCAAUCUCUGAUGCCUGAUGAACACGCUGAUUCCUUUUACAGCGAAAUUCAUUGCAUCGCGCUGUGCAUUUUGCAAAAUUCGAAGGAAAUUUGGGUUUUUCUGUUCCAUCAAUCAUCUUAGUGGACCUCUUAGGAAACACAUGUUUACUUGCAUGUGUUCAAGCGGUCCUGGUUUUUAUUAUUUGUGAUUGGUGGAUUUCGGUCUGUUUUGUUUGUUUCAUGUUUCAAGGUUCGUUGCUUUGUGAUCGUCCUGUUUCAGGCAAUAGUCGACUAGUUAAGUUUGCUUCGUAGGUUUUACUGAUCUUUCUUAUUCUUGUCACUUGUAAGAAUAAAGCAACAUCUGCCUCCUUCCUUCCUUCGACAAAAAAAUCCACUCACCAUUGGGAUUUCCUUUGCUAUUCCUGAGCAGUCUAGAGUCAUUCUCAGUCAAGCUGGGCAAGCAUGUUACUGUCUGAUUUGCAUUAACCCUGCCUUCAAUCAAAUGAUUGACAGAAGAGAAAAACCCAAAAUCCCGUCGAACUUUGCGAUACGCGCAGCACGAUACAACAAAUUUUGCUGUAAGUGUUUGUAUAAACAUGCUGUUCCUCUAAUUUUUUUUCAUACACUGUUGUGUUUCUAAUGAAGAGCAUUUGUAUAAACAUCAAUUGCUUAUUUUUACUUUUCUUUUUCUUCAUCUUUUUCUUACCUCACUUUUAUUUUUAUGUCCUUUGGUUGGAUCAAUGAAGAAAAUUUGAAUAACUCUGGCAUAUGCAAUACACAUGAUUUUUACUUUUCAACUACUGAUUCACAAUCAAUACAGAACUCACAGGACAUGUUAUGAGUUAGGCACUUUGAAGACCUUAACGGCUGUUUUAAUGACAUUUUUUUAGAGAAGUAAGGAAGUAUUUAACACAGUUGUGAUGAAAGCAAUGGUCUACAAUAAAAGCUAUUAAGUGAUAGGAAUUAUGGAGUUCAAGAAUGUUUGGCGUUCACAGCCAUUUACAGCUGUCAGUGCAAUCAAAUUAUCGAAAGAUAGUUCGAGUUCAUAUUACAACACUUACAGUUACUGUUGCAUAUGGCUAAGUUGUAAGUUAGGAAAAGGUUAAACUCAAGGCAAUGCCGGGAAUCCUCUUUGUUGGCACUCAUAUUCACUUUCUUGCUGCCCUGUCAGUGAGACCAUUUUGUCUGUUAAUUUUGAGGUAAAGCCACAACUUGAUUUUUUGCUCUUAAAUUGCAGUGGUAAUGCACCAGAAACAAGAGGCACAGCAUUUGUAGUGUAUGAAGAUAUCUUUGAUGCCAAGAAUGCUUGUGAUCAUCUGUCAGGCUUCAACGUCUGCAAUCGCUACCUUGUCGUACUCUACUACCAAUCUACCAAGGUAAAGUAGACUAACAAUAUUAUUUGUCCAAGAUGGGGCUGUCACUUAGACAGCAUGACUCGUGGUGUCUUUCAUGGGAAAUGAAAGGACAAUAGAACCAAAAGAAUAUUAUUUUCUAGCUGAUUAAACAUAACUAUUUUGCAAGUCCCUUGGCCUUUCUUCAUAUCAAGGUUCUACUGUACUUUAGUCAAAUCCAAUGUUUAUUAUUUAUUUCUUUUUUUAUUCAGGCUUUCCAAAAAUUGGACAGGGAAAAGAAGAGACAGGAAUUGGAGAAAAUGAAAGAAAAAUAUGGAAUCAACAAGGACAAGUGA